Molecule: messenger RNA, 2335 nt
Organism: Capsella rubella
Lineage: Eukaryota; Viridiplantae; Streptophyta; Magnoliopsida; Brassicales; Brassicaceae
Product: putative 1-phosphatidylinositol-3-phosphate 5-kinase FAB1C
Exons: 9
Coding region: 1-2259 (752 amino acids)
Biological process (GO): phosphatidylinositol phosphate biosynthetic process
Cellular component (GO): endosome membrane
Molecular function (GO): ATP binding; 1-phosphatidylinositol-3-phosphate 5-kinase activity
Source: RefSeq, a predicted model, not a curated record
AUGAAGUGGCUGGACACUGUUACUAGUUUCGCAUGGCAGGCUGCCAAAUUUCUUAAGCCAGAUACUAGUCAAGGCAGUAUGGAUCCUAGUGUGUACGUCAAAAUAAAAUGCCUUUCGUCAGGAAACCUAGAGGAGAGCCUCUUCAUUAAGGGAAUCGUCUGUAGAAAGAACAUGAGCAAUAAAACAAUCCCUAAUCACGAAUCUCCAAAGUUGAUGCUGGUAGUGGUAGCUCAGCAUCCUAAACAUCAGAGUGUUUGCCAAUUAAGCUCCCUAAAGACUUUACUCUGGGAGGAAAGCGAUCAUGUGAAAAUGUUGAACGCACAGAUAGAGUCACUGAAUCCAGAUAUUAUACUGGUCGAAGAAAGUGUUCCUUCGAACAUCAAGCAUUAUUUACUUGAGAAGAAAAUCUUUGUGGUGCUCAAUAUGAAGAGGCCAUUGCUGGAACAUAUUGCCCGUUGCACUGGUGCCAAGUUUUGUCUUUUAGGAGAUGGUCCUUCAACUGCUCAAGUGGGUUUGUGUAAGCUGUUCCGAGUAGAGAAAUUGAUGGAACAGCAAGAAGGUAAUAGUCAACUGAGAAAAUUAUCCAAGACAUUGAUGUACAUUGAAGAUUGUCUGAGGCCACUCUUCUGCACGAUUAUGUUGAAGGUUGAUUCUGGGGAAGAUGUAAGGAAACUCAAGGAAAUUAUUAAAGAUGUAGUUUUCGAAGCUUACCAUCUGAGGUUAGAGGCUUCUUUUCUUCAAAAUGAAGAUGUUAUUAUGCCACUUAUAGAGUCACAAAAACUAUUUGAAGAUGUUUCUGGAGAUGGUGAACAGUCGUCAGCUACACACCCUGAGAAGAACAUAAUAGUUGUUUACUCGAGCCGCCACAUGUCGAAAAAGAAAGCAUGUGAACGCUCACGUCCCAUGCGGAUUCAUUUCUCGAAGCAGCUUGAUAAACAUCUUGGGGUUUUUUUGAAUGAAAUCUUCACUCAGACAACAAUAUGUGGAUUUUGUAAGAAGUGGGUGGGGUCUCACGUGGUUAGUUAUACUCACCACAGUGAACAGCUUAUCAUGAAUGUAAAUCUCUUAACUUCCGAGAAGCUUCCUGGUGAAGAGCAUGGUAAGAUCUGGAUGUGGUACAGAUGCCAGAAAUGUGAUUAUGUGGAUGGGCUGCCACCUGCUACUCCAAAAAUCAAUUUGUCAGAUGAUACCCUGAGAAUGUCUUUUGGAAAGUUCUUACAGUUUAGUUUCUCAGAUCACCCCAGUGCAAGCCGUGUUGCAACAUGCACUCACUCUCUUCAGAAAGACUGUUUACACUUCUUUGGGCUUGGGAGCAUGGUUGUGAUUUUCAGGCAUAGUCCUAUUGAUAUACACUACAUCCGUCUGCCACUAAGUAUACCUGCAGCGUCUACCAUGGCUACGGUUAAUGAGAAUCUAAUCUCGACUAGUGCUCCUGGCCACGCUUCUGAAGUAGCAAGUAACUCAAAAAGCGUUGUUCGCGUUGUUCGAUGUUAUUUUGCACAGCAGUUCUAUUCUUUAAGAAACAUUGUUACAAAAGAAGGGGACUUCUUGACAUCGUUGAAGCAUUGUAAGAAAUGGAAUGCUCAAGGAGGGAAAAGCAAUGCGUAUUUUGCGAAGAGUGUAGAUGACAAAUUAGUAGUUAAAGAAGUUGUCAAGUCGGAGCUGCGGUUUUUCAAGAAGAAGUUUGGUGAUGACUACUUCAAAUACGUUAUAGAGGCACUAAAGUCUGGUACCCCUACAUGCAUGGUGAAUAUUAUUGGAAUCUUUCAGGUCUCUGUUAAAGGUCACAACCAAACUAAGGGAUAUUAUAUGGUGAUGAAGAAUGUCUUCUAUGAUAGACAUAUUUCAAAAGUGUAUGAUCUAAAGGGAUCAGAGCGGGCACGCUUCAAUUCAGACACCUCUGGGCCAAACAAAGUUCUACUUGACAUGAAUUUGCUAGAGGAAGAGUUGUGUUUUGUUGAUAGAACUUACAAGAGAUUCAUGUUGCAGGCCAUCUGGAAUGACACUCUCUUCUUGUCGAAAGCUGGUGUAAUGGAUUACUCCCUUUUGGUCGGAUUGGAUGAAGAAAGGAGAGAGCUUUCUAUAGGAAUCAUAGACUAUCUUAGAGAGUAUUCAUUGGCCAGAAAAAUUGAGUCUGCAGCCAAGGCUUCAGGUAUACUUGGUGGCCCAAGAGUUCCUCCUACUGUAAUCUCACCUAAACUGUACAAGAACAGGUUCAGGAAAGCUAUGUGUAACUAUUUUUUCUCCUUUCCUUCUUGAUCCGUCGAUGUCUUGAACCGUAGCUUUAUGUUUUUAGCUUUAUGUUUGUAAUCAUUCUUUGAUACGGUAGUGAAUA